AAGAUGCCGCAUUUCUUCUUCUGCGCUGAGCCAAACUCUGCGAGGUGCUCGGCAGACACGCCAGGCGUGUGCCCGCUGCUUGAUGGCGAACACGGGUGGGUCCGUCCUGCGCAGUGCGUGUGCCGGCUUCUGUGCGAGCAGCGCUGUGAAGCUGCCCCGUGCGCGGUGCGUGGAUGCGAGCGCCGCCGGCCGUGCAGUGGCUUCUCCGUGCGGGGGCGCGAGCCGCGGGGCUGUGGAGCUGCCCCCGUGCGCAGAGCGGCGGCGGGCGGGCGGCGGGCGGCGCGGGGCGGCGCGGCGCGAGUGCGGGGCUGUGCGCUGCGCGCCGGGCCCGGCAGGGGCGGUGGCAGCGGCGCGGCGCCGCCUCCCUGGCGGCGUAUUUAGAGCGGCGCCGCAGCGCCGGGGCGGGCGGAGCCGGGCCCGCCGCGCCGGCCGCCGCGCGAUGCUGCCCUGGAAGCGGCGGCGGCUGGAGCUGGAGCGCGAGCGCGAGCGCGAGCGCGGCGCGGCCAAGGCGAAGGCGCAGGCGAAGGCGCCGGGCAAGGGCGCGGGCGCGGGCGCGGGCUUGGGCAAGGGCGCGCUGAGCCUGCGGUCGCCGGCGCGGCGGCUGCGGGCGCUGGCGCGGGCGCGCGUGGGCGGCAUGUUCCGGCGGCGGCGGGGCUCGCUGCGCGUGACGGCCGAGGACCCCGCGUGCUCCGCGCUGUACCUGGGCCACGCGGCCACGCUGCAGGCGCGCGGCGACGGCUGCACCGACCUGCCCGUGGCCAAGAUCUGGAGCCGCAGCCAGGCGGGCCGGCAGGGCAGCCGCAUGCGGCUCAGCGUGGGCGCGCAGGGGCUGCGCCUGGCGCCCGCCGACGGCCCCGCGCCCCUGCCCGCGCCGCCGCCGCGCCCGGGCCACCUCUACCUGCUGCACCGCGUCACGCACUGCGCCGCCGACCCGCGCCUGCCCCGCGUGCUGGCCUGGGUCUACCGCCACGAGCUGCGCCACAAGGCCGUGGGGCUGCGCUGCCACGCCGCGCUGCUCUCCAAGCCCGAGAAGGCGCGCGCCAUGGCGCGGCUCCUGCACCAGACGGCGGCGGCGGCGCUGGCCGAGUUCCGCCGCCUCAAGCAGCGCGACGACGCCCGGCACCAGGGCCCCCCGCGCGCCGGGCCCGCGCGCCCCGCGCCCCUGCGCCGCCUGCUCCUCCACCCGCCCGCGCCCUACAAGCCGCCCGCAGACCGCGGCCGCAGCGCGCCCCGCCUCGGCCGCAUCGCCGAGGACCUGCCCGGCGAGGAGCGCGAGGAGCAGGACGCGCUCAGCCGCCGCCUCCGCCGCCUCCGCCUCGACCGCGACCGCCACGGCCCCGGCCCCGACCCCGACCCCGACCCCGACCCCGACGGACACGCCGACCCCGACCCCGACCCCGACACCGGCUGACACCCGCCGCCCACACACGGACUGAGCCCACGCUGCGCCCCCCUCCGGCCGGCGCCGGCCGCCACGGACACGCGCGCUGCGCCGCGCCGCGCCGCGCACACA
Molecule: messenger RNA, 1513 nt
Organism: Alligator mississippiensis (American alligator)
Lineage: Eukaryota; Metazoa; Chordata; Crocodylia; Alligatoridae
Gene: FAM43A
Product: family with sequence similarity 43 member A
Exons: 1
Coding region: 83-1411 (442 amino acids)
Source: RefSeq, a predicted model, not a curated record